UUGCCGGUCGCCGUCCGUUCGCCACCGCCGCCGUCGCCAUCCGUCGGCCACCACACAAUCACCCGCCGCCGAAAAGGGAGAUGCUACCGACGACGACGUCGGCCACCGAUGAACGCCUGUUGCAGCGGAGUGCGGCCGCUGUCGUCAUGGUCGCCGGCGAGCUCGCCAUCGGACGUGGUUGUUGAGAUCGAAGUGGCCGAUGAUGGUGGCGCUGUGAAGAUCUGGCGAGGGCGAGGCGAGAUCCGGCGAUGGAGGGGCGGCGCUGGGUGUGGUCGGAGGCGACGGGCGGUGGUUGUGUGCUGUGGUGCCGCCGUCUCUGUGUGUGUGUGUGUGUGUGAACUGCGUGCGUGUGUGUGUGCGUGA
Striga asiatica is the source of this 363-nucleotide messenger RNA. Lineage: Eukaryota; Viridiplantae; Streptophyta; Magnoliopsida; Lamiales; Orobanchaceae. The record is from the annotation of a GenBank genome assembly.